Molecule: messenger RNA, 6035 nt
Organism: Zalophus californianus (California sea lion)
Lineage: Eukaryota; Metazoa; Chordata; Mammalia; Carnivora; Otariidae
Gene: CBX6
Product: chromobox 6
Exons: 5
Coding region: 101-1348 (415 amino acids)
Source: RefSeq, a predicted model, not a curated record
CCCGCCCGCCGGGGCCUGUGCGCUGCGGCGCGUGCGCGAGCGGUGCAGCACCGGCCGCGGGAGCAGGGAGUAUUAUGGGCUGUGGGUGCCGCUGAGCAAGAUGGAGCUGUCUGCAGUGGGCGAGCGGGUCUUCGCGGCCGAAUCCAUCAUCAAACGGCGGAUCCGAAAGGGACGCAUCGAGUACCUGGUGAAAUGGAAGGGGUGGGCCAUCAAGUACAGCACUUGGGAGCCCGAGGAGAACAUCCUGGACUCGCGGCUCAUUGCAGCCUUCGAGCAGAAGGAGAGGGAGCGUGAGCUGUAUGGGCCCAAGAAGAGGGGACCCAAACCCAAAACUUUCCUCCUGAAGGCACGGGCCCAGGCUGAGGCCCUCCGCAUCAGCGAUGUGCACUUCUCUGUCAAGCCAAGCGCCAGCGCCUCUUCGCCCAAGCUGCACUCCAGCGCGGCCGUGCACCGGCUCAAGAAGGACAUCCGCCGCUGCCACCGCAUGUCCCGCCGCCCCCUGCCCCGCCCCGACCCCCAGGGUGGCAGCCCUGGCCUGCGCCCCCCCAUCUCACCUUUCUCCGAGACGGUGCGCAUCAUCAAUCGCAAGGUAAAGCCUCGGGAGCCCAAGCGAAACCGCAUCAUCCUCAACCUGAAGGUGAUCGACAAGGGCACGGGCGGAGGCGGCACCGGGCAGGGGGCCGGAGCCCUCGCUCGCCCCAAAGUCCCCUCGAGGAACCGCGUCAUCGGCAAGAGCAAGAAGUUCAGCGAGAGCAUCCUGCGCACCCAGAUCCGCCACAUGAAGUUCGGCACCUUCGCGCUGUACAAUAAGCCCCCGCCCGGCCCUCUGCCUCCCCAGCCAGCGGGCAAGGCCGAUGCUGCGGCCUCCCCGGGCCCUGGGCUGCUCCUGGCCGCCCCCGCUGCCCCCUACGACGCCCGCAGCUCCAGCUCCUCCGGCUGUCCUUCACCAGCACCACAGUCCUCCUCCGACCCUGACGACGCGCCCCCCAAGCUGCUCCCUGAGACCCUGAGCCCAGCUGCUCCCGACUGGCGUGAGCCCGAAGUGCUUGACCUGUCCAUCCCUCCUGAGGCCGCGGCUGCCAGCAAGCGGGUGCCUCCCGAUGUCCCUGCUGCCGCGGGCCCGGCGCUGCCCACGGCCCCCGAGCCUGCCAGUGCCGCCUCCGAGCCUGAAGCUGGGGACUGGCGCCCUGAGAUGUCACCCUGCUCCAACGUGGUGGUCACCGACGUCACCAGCAACCUUCUGACAGUCACUAUCAAGGAAUUCUGCAACCCUGAGGAUUUCGAGAAGGUGGCUACUGGGGUAGCAGGUGCCGCUGGGGGUGGUGGCAGCAGUGGGGUGAGCAAGUGAGGGGGCUCCACCAAGGAGGGGGGCUUGGGGGGGGCCCUCCUGCCCAAAGUCCUACGUUUGCUCCCGCGCCCACCCCUGCCCUCAGACACCUCUGCCUGUGCUUUGCUUGUUUCAGAUGGCUCGGUGUUGCCCCCCCGGGGAUGGGGCUGGGCAGUUGGAGCCCCCCGAAGCCCAGUGGGAGCAGCAGUCCUGGAACGGGUUAGGGCUGGGGUGGGGCGAGGGCACUUGGAAGUCCUCCCUCUUGCCCCUCGGCACCCUCCCUGCCCAUGUAUGGUGGGGCCUGCUGGGUGGCUCCCCCGGAGCCCCCGAACCUGGGGUUCAGCUGCCUCCUCCGCAUCCCACUCUGUCUCUCCCCAGCUUGCUUCCAGCUCUCGCACACAGCAUCUGAUUUCUCGGUGCUAACCCGGCAGCUGUGGGGCCCCUUAGGAGACCCCCUCCCAGCGGGCACGCUGUCCCUUUCCUCCCCAAACCGGAUGCCUGGGCAGGAGGGCCAGGGAUGGCAAAGCCCAGUCAGAGGUGGAGGUGAGGCCGGCCUCGGCCCCUCCCUCCACGUCAGGGAGGGUGGCAGGAGCGGGGCCAGAGGGCCAGAGGCCUGGCUCUUCCCACGAACUUUAGCACCCGACCCAAGCAGGUCCCCUUAGGCUCCACCUCGCCCCGGCUCCCUCCUCAACCCCAUCUCAGAGGUGGGAGGGACCGGUAGGGCCCUUCAGUUCUCGACCAAAGGUGCUACAAGAACCUGCUGUGGAAACUUCCAGCUGGCGUGCGCACCUGCCGCCCCACGGCGUGUUUGUGCGCGUACCCGGAUGUGCACGGGGCCCGGGCUUUCCAGGCGGCUCUGUUGAGGGUUCCUCAGAAUGGGGUUUGUCCGAGGCCCGACCUUUCCUUGCCCGGACCUGGCGCGGGUCCGAGGAGUUUGCUGUGGAGCCCCCAGGCCGAUCCCCCCAGCCCAGCUGUGCUGGGGUGCACGCCCCCACGCCGCCCUGUCCCGGGCGGCCCGCUCAACCAGCCAGGCCUUUGCUGCGGACACGGCCUGGCGGGAACUGAGGUGGAGACGGGAGGCCCCGCUCCGGCCUUGCCCUUCCUUCCUCCCCCGCGUCUGGGGGAAGGAGGAAGCCUGGAAACCACUCCCGGUGGGGGGUGGGGGUGGGGGGGGCCUCCAGCCUCUCCCCGGCCCCCCACCUUCGCUUCUGACCGCUGAGGCUUCUCACCGCGCAGCCUGCUCGAAGCAGCCGGAGGCUCCGGAGCCCAGGGCAGCUUUCCCAGGGAGCUAGGGUGUCCAUGCCGGUGGCAGAGACCAGGGCCCCUGCUUCAGGCCAGGCCCUGGGAGGGCGGGCAGGCCAAAGGGGGUGACCAAAGAGGGGGCUUGUGUUCUCCAGGAGAGGGAGGGUAUGCGGGACUGGGGCGCUGUGGGGGCCGCCCGGCCGGCCAGCCCCGGGCUUCAGUCUGGCCUGGGUGGCGUGGCCCUGAGCGGGGCUCCAGGGAGCUUCCGGGCGUGUGCAGUGAGAAGUGUCUCAACUGGGAAGCGUGAUGGCGGAAGGUAGGGGGAGGCAGAAAGAGAAUCCCGUUAGGUAACAGAUGCCUUCGUCGGAAGUACGGGAGGACUCGCUCUUCCAGAUCUCCCUGCCAGGGUGGCCCCUGCCCCCUCCGCACCCCCGGAUGUAGAACAAGGGCCCUCACAGGGUUUGGGGGGCUGGCACUCCUAGACCCCUCCCCACUCUGCCCUUUGUGUUGGCUCUGUGGCCGUCCAAGUGCCAAUUGGCUUACCCCCCAAAUAAGGGCUGGUAUUUCUCCUCUGUCCUUAGAGGGGAUUUCCCCCCUGACCCCUCACCCCAGGUGAGUGACCGCCUGGGGGCCAGUUACAGGUGUUUUUCAGAGACCAUAGAAAUGUGUUUUCCUGAGAGUCCGUGUCAUUCGUGACUUUUUUUGUAAAGAAGUUGUGUUUUCAGAGGUGAUUUUAUGACAGGAAAGUGAAAGAAUUAGUUUUGCAAAAAAACAAAAAACAAAAAAAGAGGAAAAAAAAAAGAAAUAGAAAAAAAUAUUGUGGGAUUCCUACGGGGUCGGGGUGGGAGUGGGGGGGAGAGAAAGAGAUAUUUAAAGAAAAACUAGUACCGCAGUGAUUGCACAGGUGAGGUGGUGAUGUUAGGAACGGGGAUGGGCGGCCUCCCUCCUGUCCUGGGCCCAGCCCCCACACCUAGCCUCCUUCAAAGGGAAGGAUGACCGCUGGUCCCAAGGGAACUCGCCAGAGCUGCAGGGGCCAGGUGAAGGGAGCUGAGAUUUGGGGGGAUGGUGGGGGGGGGUGAGCGGGAGUCCCACUGUUGCAUCCUUGGUGACUUUGUCCAGGAAAGCUGGUGAGUAGAUACAGUUGGGUUUCUCGCUCUCUUCCACUCAUUUGCCAGCUUGUUGGGUCAUCUGGUCCCUCCCUCCCCACCACCCCAAAGACCGUGACACCCCUGAGCUUCCCUGUCCAGGUAGGGGAUACAGGCUUCAGAAAGACAGGAGCUGUAGAUUCUGGGAGAAUCUUAGGUAGUGACCCUAAGAGAUUGGGAGUGCCCAUGCGGAGAAGAGAAUGCCUACCCUUUCUCUUCCCACGGGUGGGUUGCUGCCCCGACCCUCAGCCGCGCGGCCCCAUCCCAUCUCAGCACACGCGGAGGCACACAUGCACACUGCUUCGAGGUGGGCACCUCCCCUGGGAGGCCCAGGUGGGCACAGGGUCAAGAGCAGGUGGAGCUCUCCUUACCUCUCUCCCAGGGUGGCUCUGAGCGGGGACCCAUAAUCCCCCCACACACUCUUGCACGAAUCAGCCUCCUCUGGGCCCUCCCUCUCCCCUUGCUGCUUUUCCGUUUGCCUAAUUACCAAGCAGAAGUUGCAUUCUGGUUUGCUUUAUUUUUGUAUGUGAAAUACCCCCAAAGCCCAAUCUCCCAUAUUCAAUAUCAGUUGGGGCAUCGGUCCUCCCCCCUUAAUGCCACCCCUUCCCCACCCACGUGUCAUAGGAAGCAGGUGAGGUCUGGUGUCACCAGUUUGAGAUGGGAAGUUGGGACACCUCCCUGUCUCAUUCCCCUCUCUGACCCUCAGUGUGCCCUUCUGUGAAAUGGGUGUAUUGGGCUCAAGACCUCUUCAUAAAGCACUGCUGGUGUCCAGACAGCUGCUGAGGAUUCAGUGCUGGUAGAGGUCGCUGGCACUGGGGCAAAAUGAAUGCCAUCCUUCCCCACUCUGGAAAGAAGUGAUGAUUGAGGUCCAACCUCAGUGGGAGGUGGGCAGAGUAGGAGGGAUCACCCCAUUGAAAAGACCAGGAAACUGGGGCUCUGGGAGGCAAAGCUGCUUCGCUGGGGUGAAGAGCCCAGCUGCUCUGGCAUUUUGGGAGAAGCCCCUUCAAAGGGGGCGGAGGGGGCGGACGCUGAAGCCACUGCAGAGCCAGCAGGCGCCCCCCCCCCCCCCGCCUUUGCCAGGCAGUCCUGGGUGAGGGGUCAGCCCAGAGGAGGAAACAUAGGUCGGGGGUGCUGGGCCAUGACCAGCCCUUUUAGCCUUCAUGGGGCCCAAGUGGACGCACCACCAUUCCUACCUUCUGGGGUUUUAUUGCUUGGUUGGGUUGGGUUGGGUUUUUUGGUCUUUUUGUUUUUUGUUUUUGUUUUUGUUUUGUUUUUGCACUUGGCCCACGCCGGACAGUGGAGCCCCACACGGUCAGUUCCGCUUUCGGGCUCCCAUGCACUAGCCCAAGGCAGCCUCUCGGGGGCUUGUAUGGUUUAAGGAAUCACUUUUAAAAAGAAAAGGAAAGUGUUUAAAGGUUUUCGUUUUUCUCAGUCUGCAUCUCCUCUCAGAUUCAGAAAGGAGUUUAGGGGCUAACACUCCAGGAGAGGGUCUCCUUAGCCUGACUCCAUCUUGCUGACAGUCACCAACAUGCCGAAAUAGGGGGACAGGCUGAGUGGGGACUGAGGACCCCACACCCCAGGCCUGUGGGGUCCCCCUGCCUCGCCUUGAAGGAGUCGAUAACCCACUCCGGCAGUGAGUGAGUGCCUACUGUAUGCAGAGCUUCAGCUAGGCAAACAGGGCUGAUGGUCUAACCGGACUCCUUGCAAGAGGCCAGGGUAGAAGGAACCAAGAGUUCUGGGGCCUGCCCCCGCUGUUGGGCGGAGUGCAGAUGGACACUUUUUGUUUGUUUUAAUUUAAAAACACAAAGGCCUAAAGAAAUGUAUCUUAUAAUUUUUUUAAUUUUUGAAAAGCUCAUUUAAUGAAUUGUGCACGAAUGAAUUCUAUAUAUAUAAAAUAUACGUAUAUAGCUCUAUAUUUGGGGAGGGGCGCUGUCUCUUAUUUCUCUUUUCUCAUUUUAAAAAUGAAGUGUUGUUGCCUUUGUCUGUGGUUCAACCAUCCAGCUCCCAGCUGGCUAAACUUUGCCUCCAGUGGGGUGACAGAGGGACUGAGUUGGGUUGGCAGGAGACCAGGAAUGGAGCUGCCACCCGAGCGUGGGGGUGAGUCCCCCAGGCUACCUGCCCCCUCCCAGAGGUUGCGGGUGUGGGUUUUGGUUCUGUUGUUCUGGAUUCGGUUGUUUCUGGGCCGGGGGAGGGGGGUUUGUGCCGAUUACUCUCGUCUUGUACGUUUAGUUCUGCUGCUCUUCAGUGUUGUAUCAAUGCCAGGAAGGGGGAGUGAAAAGCCUCUUUUGCCCCCCAAAUAAAUUGUCACAUUCCGAAGCUAA